GCAGCUCGUCUUUCCGGCCUCUGACCGGACGCCAGGCACGGUGUCACCAAGCCCGUAUAAAAGCGAGGGGCAGGCACAGUCCAGGCGCGCUGGGGACACGGGAGGACACCUGCCUAAAGAAGCUGCGCCGACCGGCCCGGACAGACCUCAGAAAAAUGAGUAAAAGCUACACCUUGAAGAAUCCGGCAAGGGUGUCCUACGAUGCUGGAGUGAUAAAGAUGUUUUGGGAGAAAAAAAUCGAGCUUCACACUAAACAGCUGCAGAACGAGGACAUGAGGAUCCGCAGGAGUGCCCUGGACAGGCUCCGCAGCGAGUGGGCUCGGAAGCUGGAGAGGAGGAACCAGAUGACGCUGAGCAGCCAGGAGGCGCCCCCGGGGCCCACCCCGCCCGGCACCCCCGACCAGCCCGCAGCCUGAGGCCCGACCUGCUUCCCCCGACGCUCCCGCCGUGGUCCCCGCGCCAGCAGAACCGCUUUGUGGUUUUGCGUCUCUAGCGUGACGCAAGCGCCCAAUAAAAUCUAAGAUGAGUGGA
Messenger RNA from Lagenorhynchus albirostris (white-beaked dolphin), 531 nucleotides. It is a transcript of the gene FAM240C, whose product is annotated as family with sequence similarity 240 member C. The transcript is spliced from 3 exons. The record is from RefSeq and is a predicted model, not a curated record. Lineage: Eukaryota; Metazoa; Chordata; Mammalia; Artiodactyla; Delphinidae. Bases 156 to 416 code for a protein of 86 amino acids.